AUGAAGUCUUCAAGUUCAGCUCCAGGUGGUCUUAAUAAAGCUGUGGUCGCGUUUGGUAGCAAUCUAGGGGAGCGGCUUACCAACAUCGAGGCUGCACUCUCCAAGAUGAGAGAAAACGACCUCCACAUUCUCAAGCUGAGCUCCCUAUACGAGACCAAGCCUAUGUACUACGAUGACCAAGACCCUUUCCUAAACGGGGUUUGUCAGAUUGAGACCAGUCUUGAACCACUACAAUUGCUGGAUGUGUUGCAGGCCAUCGAGAAUGAGUUGGGCCGCAAACGCUUGAUUGACAAGGGACCCAGGACAGUUGACCUUGACAUCAUUCUGUAUAACCACGACUACAUCAAGCACCCUCGACUCAAUGUCCCGCAUAUGCUGAUGCUCGAAAGGGAGUUCGUUCUCAGGCCUCUUGCAGAGAUACUACCGGACGAGCAUCUUCCUGUAGAGUUCUCACCGACUGCCCCGUAUCGCCAGAUUAGUCAACUACUUGAGGCUCUUGCAGAGAAAGACACCACUAUGUCCCCUGUUGCCGUUUUGAGGUCAUCAAUCCCGCUGGUCCGCACCCACGAUGCCACGCGCAAGACUCAUGUUAUGGCCAUUUUGAACCUCACGCCGGACUCUUUUUCGGAUGGAGGUGUACAUACAGCGAAAGGUGUCGAAUCAAUAAAGACCACCGUGGCGAGUUUUAUUACUGCGGGCGCCAGUAUCAUCGACGUUGGGGGACAAAGCACUCGCCCCAAAGCCGACUACCUUGGACCUCAAGAGGAGCUCGAACGCAUCCUUCCAAUUGUUCGCAUUAUCAGAGAGAUGAAGGAAGCCGAAAAUGUGGCCAUCAGCAUCGACACUUUCCACUCGGAUGUAGCCCGGCAGACCAUCCUUGCCGGUGCAGACAUCAUUAAUGACGUUUCGGCAGGCCUGUUAGAUCCUCUGAUGCUGCCCACCGUGGCUGGGCUGGGGAAAACCAUUAUCCUUAUGCAUAUGAGAGGAGAUCCGCACACAAUGACAAAACUCACCGAUUACCCGGAAGGGGUUACCAACGGAGUAGCUCGAGAACUUGGUGAGCGUGUUCGGGCUGCCCUCGCCGCUGGGAUCCCUCCGUGGCGCAUCAUCCUCGACCCAGGCUUGGGCUUCGCAAAAGACCAGGAACAGAAUCUUGAACUCUUGAGGAGCCUUCAGCAAUUGCGGGAGCAAACCGAAUAUUCUUCUACACUUAGGAACUUCCCUUGGCUAAUGGGCCCAAGUCGCAAGGGAUUCGUGGGCAAUGUCACGGGGGUCUCGGAUGCUUCCAAACGGAGCUACGGGACUGCUGCCGCCGUUACCGCCAGUAUUGAAGGUGGUGCGGAUAUCGUCCGAAUACAUGAUGUUGGCGAAAUGGUCCAGGUUACCAAGAUGGCUGACGCUAUCUAUCGGCGCCCUUGA
This is a messenger RNA of Fonsecaea erecta, 1419 nucleotides long. Its product is annotated as dihydropteroate synthase. The record is from RefSeq and is a predicted model, not a curated record. The coding region runs from base 1 to 1419 and encodes 472 amino acids. The transcript is spliced from 2 exons. Gene Ontology annotation, molecular function: 2-amino-4-hydroxy-6-hydroxymethyldihydropteridine diphosphokinase activity; dihydropteroate synthase activity. Gene Ontology annotation, biological process: tetrahydrofolate biosynthetic process. Lineage: Eukaryota; Fungi; Ascomycota; Eurotiomycetes; Chaetothyriales; Herpotrichiellaceae. Gene Ontology annotation, cellular component: mitochondrial envelope.